Molecule: messenger RNA, 667 nt
Organism: Anthonomus grandis grandis
Lineage: Eukaryota; Metazoa; Arthropoda; Insecta; Coleoptera; Curculionidae
Product: putative nuclease HARBI1
Exons: 3
Coding region: 36-572 (178 amino acids)
Source: RefSeq, a predicted model, not a curated record
GUAAGUUGUUUAGAUAAAAAAAAAUUGUCCCAGAAAUGCUUCAAAGUGUUCUUAUGACUAUUAUUUGUUUCUCUUGUAGCAACAAUAGUUUAACACCAAUAAAUCAGUUGCUAACAACAUUACGAUUGUAUUCUUGUGGCAACCAUCAAACGGCAAUAUCAGAUUUUAUUGAAUGUCAUCAAACAACAGUUUCAAGGACUUUCAGGAGGGUUACAAGAGCAAUUUGCCUCACAAGGCCACAUCACAUGAGAAUGCCACAAAAUGAGCAUGAAAAGUUAAGAAUUUCAACAGACUAUUACAAUAUUUCCAGGUUUCCUAAGGUGAUUGGUUGUGUCGAUGGUACUUACAUUAGAAUUCAGUCGCCUGGAGGAGAUGAUGCCGAGGUAUUUAGGAAUAGAAAGGGAUAUUUUUCUAUUAACACCCAGGUUGUUGGGGAUUCACAGCUAAAAAUUCAAGAUAUUGUGGCAAGAUGGCCUGGUUCUGCACAUGAUUUAACUGUUUUUAAUAAUAGCAGGAUACGUGCAAGAUUUGAGGGACAAGAAUUCCAAGAUUCUGUUUUACUAGGCAGGUGAUAGUGGAUAUGCUAACCGCAAUUACCUGUUAGUACCCUUGUUAAAUCCCUCAAACCAUGCAGAGGAGUUAUACAAUGAGGCUCAUAUUAGGACAC